CUGACUUUGGUUAUCGACUGAGUCGCUUUGGUGCCGAUCUUAACGACGUCUUGACUACUCUCAACCUCCGGAACGUGAGCAUCAUUGCCCAUUCUAUGGGUUCAUCUGUUACAUGGGCUUUUUGGGACCAGUAUCCUGAGGAGCGUCAACGAGUCGACCAUUUCGCCAUCGUUGACCAGUCAUCAGUUCUCGUUCGUGAUCCCACAUGGACAAAGCAGCAAGCUGAUACAUGGUCCGCUGCCCUCUUCACACCAGAGCAGACCUACACCUUUGCUCAUAAUAUGACCCUAGAGACCCCUCCUUUCGUCAAGUCAAUGUUCUCUCCUCAGAUUUCUGAAGCAGACUACAAGUGGGUGCUUUCAGAGAAUAAAAAAAUGAGCGAUAAACAUGCCGCCACAUUGCUCAUCAACCACGCUUUUGCCGACUGGCGUGAUGUCCUGCCGCGCAUUGAUAUCCCGUCACUGGUCAUCUCUGGUGAUAUUAGUGUUAAUAAUGCUUCGGGUAUCGCCUGGGCUGCGUCUCAGAUCCCUGGUGCGAAGAGCCGAACUUUUACAGCUAAGGAGAAGGGCAGCCACUUUAUAUUCUGGGAGAACCCCAAGCUAUUUAAUCAGGUUAUUGAAGAGUUUAUUACCUCUUGAUGUACACACUAGGUUUAAUAGCCCAUGAAAUUAAUAACAAAGUUUUUAUCCUAGUAUGGUAGUUAUUUUCUUCUAUUA
Messenger RNA from Fusarium oxysporum Fo47, 716 nucleotides. Its product is annotated as Alpha/Beta hydrolase protein. Lineage: Eukaryota; Fungi; Ascomycota; Sordariomycetes; Hypocreales; Nectriaceae. The record is from RefSeq and is a predicted model, not a curated record. The transcript has a single exon. The coding region runs from base 96 to 638 and encodes 180 amino acids.